Messenger RNA from Coregonus clupeaformis (lake whitefish), 3351 nucleotides. Its product is annotated as ribosomal protein S6 kinase delta-1. NCBI's taxonomy places the organism in Eukaryota, Metazoa, Chordata, Actinopteri, Salmoniformes, Salmonidae. The record is from RefSeq and is a predicted model, not a curated record. The coding region runs from base 551 to 2968 and encodes 805 amino acids. The transcript is spliced from 12 exons. Gene Ontology annotation, molecular function: ATP binding; protein kinase activity. Gene Ontology annotation, biological process: protein phosphorylation.
AACAAUGAACCAUGCACAUUGUUUUAUUCUUACGGUUUCAGGUAAUUGUUGUACAAAUCCAUUGACUCAUUCACAUUUUCAUACAACAUUAUACUAUAACAUACUGUAACAUAUUGCAAAAUCUAUCUGAAAUAGAAAAAUAGGUCUGGAGACACAGCAAGACAAAGAUAGCACUGUCUUUUUAAAUCUUGCAUCUGUCAGCAUGGGAGGGGGAAGUGAAGGCCUUGUGGCAAAUGGUACCCUUAGUGACAUCAUCGCAAGCCAAUAGGCAGCCUAGAUGAGCGCCCUCCUUUUCCUGAGAUCUGUGAAGGGAGGUCGGCUGCUGAGGAUGCAGGCAGCUGCUGGGGCGGUGGGUCCAGGGCAUGCUCUGAUCACAUCAGGUUCGUAUCGUCAUGUUCGUCAAUAAAGACUUUAACCUUCAAGUGGAGGAGGAUAACCCCCCAGUGAGCCGACUGACUGCUGCCAGUGAUGAGUCCCACUGCUGACAGGACCAGGGAGCAAAGGUCCGUCUGGACCUCCACAGAGCCAAGCCAGGACAGACAGGACAGCCAUGGCCAAGAGAGACUACCUGGUGGAGGCAGCCAAGCAGAUCCGCAUGGCUCUGGACAGGGAGGUCAAUGAAGACUAUGAGGCUGCCUUCAGCUACUACAAGAAUGGGGUUGACCUGCUGCUCAAUGGAGUUCAAGUUGACCCUAACAAGGAGCGCCGGGAGGCAGUGAAGAGGAAGACUACUCAGUAUCUAAAGAGGGCAGAGGAAAUCUUUAUCUCCCACCUGCAGGACAACCUGGGGAAGGGGAACUCUCACUUAGGGGGUUACAGUAGUCUGAGAUUCCGGCCAAUCAGACACCUGAGUUCCCCAGUGGAGGAUCUAGAGAUGUGUAAAGUGGUGGGGAUCAUCGAUAAGGUCCUGAUUGUCCAAAGCCUGAUUACCAAGGAGAAAUUUGUUGUUAAAAGCCUGCCCAAGUCGAGCUGGGAGAGCCGGGACCAGCCCACUAUCAUCCCCCAGGGGGUCCCCUUCAUGGUGAAGCUGCUGAGGUACUAUGUCAGUGAGGACGCUGUGUACCUGCAUCUGGAGCAUGUUCAAGGUGGGAAGCUUUUCUCCAAACUGCACAAGGUCAGGAACGACCGAGCCAAGGAGCACCCAGAAUGCUCCAGUCCCAGCCAGCACAGGAUCAAACUGAAGAACAGCUAUACCUCCCCUACCAUCAGCUCAGACUACCAGCAGAAUGACAGAGGGGGCACAUGGACAACCCCUCUCCUGGAGAGGGAGAGCGAGGAGAGCCCAGACACAGACUCCCCUGCAUCCUGGCACGAGGCUCAGCAACGCCUGGAGAGCUGCAGGACCCACUCCUACUGUGAGGAGACAGGCUGCCUGCAGAACAAUUCCAGGUCUGUAGCGCCACACGCUCCGGCGACACAGCCCUACUUAUCUAGGCCAAUGAGGACAGACACCAGUCCCCAUUUCCAUCCAACAGGCCUCAGUCAGUGUUUGCACUCUAAAACUCAGGACAAACUUGCUCUCUAUGGUCAUCCGUGCAUCGAUCAGGCUCCUGAUGUCACCUCUGAGCCCUCUGGGAAGGCCACUGGAACAGAAAAAAUUGAAUCCAGUUCGGAUUUCGACAUGGUGUGGAAGGCUGAUCUGACUUGUAACUGUGAGAGUUCAGCCCCCUAUGCAGAGACUGGUACUGACUCCAAUAUAGCUGCAGGUAAAUCUGUACCUCAAACAACUCAGACCUCUUCUGGUGGUGCAGGGUCAACAGUGAACUUCAAGAAUCAUUCUAUCAGUUUAUAUUCACAGAAAAGGUAUGUUCCCACUACAUUGCAAUUACCCCUCCAUAAUCAAAGCCAGGUUAGUGAGAGAGAAACUUUGACUACCAAUGGCUCUCACCAAGACAGUGUUUCAGGUAGAGAACUUGAGAACACUGUGAGCAUGGUGACAGACACACACCAGGGGAGAGGGCAGGAGGAGAAGGUAAACUCAGUAACCAGGGGCACAGAGACUUCCCAGCCUGGCAGAGAUGUGUCCCCCUCUACAGUAGACAAGCUGAAGCUCAUGAGGACAUCCUCAGGGAACUCUCAACACCCUUCAGUCUCUCACUGUCACAGUACAGGGACACAGCGGGGGACCCAGCCAGGCACCUCUCUGGCCCUCACAGGGGUGAAGUAUCAUGUGGGGCCUCCUGGCAGAGAGCCAGGGGAGGAGGUAGAGGAGGGCUGGGAGCUGCUGAGCCCUGUGAGUAAGGACAUCCCCCGAGAGAAAGGAUCACUAUAUUACCCCAACACCCAUGACCCCACAGGGGCCUCCCCACAGUGUCGGAAGGGGGACAUGGAUGCUUUCCUAAAGUCAGAGGGAUCGGAUGGACAGGGUGAGGAUCAGAUCAUUGAGGUGGAUGGCUGGUGCCACCUACCCAAGUUCCCAGGCAAGGCCUCCAGAGGGAAAGACAAGGCCAGGCAGGGCUGCUGGGGGCUGCCUGAGGCAGAGGUGCGUCUGUUGGGGGCUCAGAUCCUCCUGGCCCUGGAAAGUCUUCACCAGCAAGGUGUGGUGUGCCGAGACCUCAACCCAAAGAAUAUCCUGCUCACCAGCAAUGGAAAGGUCUGCCUGACAUUCUUUGGCCAGUGGAGUGAAGUUCAGUCAGAAAUCAACUCUAAAGCUAUGGAACAGAUGUACUGUGCCCCAGAGAUUGGAGGUGUGUCCAAAAUCACAGAGGCUUGUGAUUGGUGGAGUCUGGGGGCAUUGCUGAUUGAACUUCUUACUGGAAUGCCCCUGUGGCAGUUCCACCCAGCCAGGGUGCAUUCUCACACCCAGCUCCUGAUCCCAGACCACCUGAGUACUGCAGCCGCCUCCCUGCUCACUGAGCUGCUGCAGUUUGAUGCUGGUUAUCGUUUGGGCUCUGGAGGCGGUGGUGUGAGUGACAUCAAGUGUCACCCCUUCUUCAAUGGUGUCUCCUGGAAGGCACUGUCGAGUUAACAUGCCAACAGACUACCUGUGUAGACUACCUAGCCACUGCCCCCUUGUGGCUAAAAUAAUUGAAGCACCAGCUCUGGCUCUACUUCCUGAGCAUCUUACUUCCCAAAGAAAGAUGCUAGAUUGAUUAGAAGUGUAAUUCAGAGGAGCAGACAAACAGCCAACAUGCCAACCCUGCAACAACCAACCUCCAUGUUUGAAUGACAGAGGCUAGUGUAAACCUCACCUGGCCUUUUGACAUAUGGUAGGGCAAGAUGUUUUAAAGACUAAAGUGUACUCUUUUUCAGCGGACUUUCGGGGUACUUCUGUUAUUAAUAUACUGAACAAAAAUAUAAACACAACAUGUAAAGUGUUGGUCCCAUGUUUCAUGAGCUGAAAUAAAAGCC